AUGUAACAAUUGGUUCAUGAUUUUAGUUGGAAGUACCAUUUGUUCAGUGGUAUCGUUGACGUGAUUUCCUAACUUUAUUAAAAACAGAACGGGUAAUAUUUAAAUAUUGUUUUAUUGAUAUAUAUAUAAAGAUCUUUUUAAAAUAAUUACUUCAGUUUGAGUUAUAGAUAACCAUGUCUGGAAAACCAAUGAGAUAUCCAUAUACAUUAUCUGCACAAAUUGCUCACUUUCCAUUUAAUCAUUAUUAUAAUCAUAAGCGUGGUUGGAUACUCAAAUAUUGGAUGUGGACUGCAGUUGGUUUGAUGCCUGUCUGGUAUUUCUUCCAGAAACUAACUUUUCAACCUGAGAAUGUCAAAAAGUGGGAUGAAAUUCAUAGGAAACAAUUCUCUGGAGAGAUGCAUCACUGAAUUACACCUAAAAAUAUUGUAAUGUAGCGUGAUGUAUCGGAACAAAUAUAUGUAAAACUUAUAUGGAUUAGUAAUUGAAGUCUAAUGUAUGUUAAUGUCUACCAGUUUUCUGUAUAAUACAUGUACAAACUGCAAUUACAAAUCUACUUGAAAAGUUUAUUACCAAAUUAAUUGUAUAAAACAUACAUGAUUACAAAGAACUGUUUCUACUGCUGUACAAUA
Messenger RNA from Osmia lignaria (orchard mason bee), 629 nucleotides. The record is from RefSeq and is a predicted model, not a curated record. NCBI's taxonomy places the organism in Eukaryota, Metazoa, Arthropoda, Insecta, Hymenoptera, Megachilidae.